Bufo bufo (common toad) is the source of this 1716-nucleotide messenger RNA. It is a transcript of the gene FAM168B, whose product is annotated as family with sequence similarity 168 member B. The record is from RefSeq and is a predicted model, not a curated record. The transcript has 8 exons. NCBI's taxonomy places the organism in Eukaryota, Metazoa, Chordata, Amphibia, Anura, Bufonidae. Bases 134 to 811 code for a protein of 225 amino acids.
AUGCGGAGCCCCCCAUCCGGAAGUGACGUCAGGGGCCGUAGGUUGUUGCUGCGCAGUAUUCCCAAAGAAAGAGAAAAAUCCCGACACGGAGACCUGUGGAAACUGCGGAGUCCUGAGCCAGAGGUGUAUAAUCAUGAAUCCUGUGUAUAGCCCUGGGUCUUCAGGGGUUCCUUAUGCAAAUGCUAAAGGUAUUGGUUACCCUGCAGGUUUUCCGAUGGGGUAUGCUGCUGCUCCAGCCUACUCUCCUAAUAUGUAUCCUGGCACAAAUCCUGCCUUCCCAUCAGAGGUAGAACAAUCAUCAUAUGCGGCUUCCGGUUUGCAAAUGUACAUGUUCGGGCACACGUUCUCUGCCGCUAGGAACGGUGCACUUAAUUCAGGAUAUACGCCUGGUACGCCAUAUAAAGUGUCAUGUUCCCCCACCAGUGGGACUGUUCCACCUUAUUCUUCUUCCCCUAACCCUUACCAGACAGCAGUAUACCCAGUAAGAAGUGCCUACCCACAGCAAAACCCAUAUGCACAGCAGGGAGCCUACUAUACACAACCUCUGUAUGCAGCCCCUCCACAUGUAAUCCAUCACACUACAGUUGUGCAGCCCAAUGGAAUGCCAGCAACGAUGUACCCCGCACCCAUCCCUCCUAAUAGAGGCAGCGGUGUAGCUAUGGGCAUGGUAGCUGGGACCACAAUGGCAAUGUCGGCAGGUACAUUGUUGACCACCCAUUCGCCAACUCCCGUAGCUCAACACCAAGUUACAAUGCCUGCGUAUCGGCCUCCGGGGACACCAACCUAUAGUUAUGUCCCAACACAAUGGUGAUUAGCCAAGUGUUUAAAGAUGGAAGAUAUGCAAGCAAGUAAGAUGCUUAUUAGAUGGUGCUGAAGUGUUAUACCUCCAGCGAGAAGUUUCUUCCUUCUGAAUUCUCUCAACACUUUGCCUAACACUAAUUCAGGAUCCGAAGAUUUCCAUUAUUGCAUAUCUUAACAUCUUGGGACUCUAGUGGUUGUCUUUAAUAUAAAAUCCUGUUUUGUGGACAGUCUUGCAAUUUUUCUAGCUAAUUCUAAUGAUAAAAAGGGAGUAUAAAGUUGUUUCAAUGAUCCAUAUCUAGUUGAGUGCAUGUAUAAACACAAAAUGACGCUUGCUCAGUUUAUUGCAGUGACAUAUGCAAACGAGAAAAAAAAAAAAAAAGAAACAUCAUAUGCAAAAUCCAAAGGAGUCAAGAAGAAUUCUUAAGGCUUUUUCCUUAUCGUAAGGCCUUAGAAACCUGAGGCAAGACUAAUCACCCCAGUGUGUUCUUUGAGUGUUGCUCUGCCAUUUUUUUGAAGGUUGUUGCUAGUAAAAUGUUGCCAUGUGAUCUGACAUCAUAUGAAGUAAUUAGUGUAAUUCAGAUUAUACCCAACUUCUCACUAGGAAUAAGAAGUUUUGUUUUUUAUUUUUAACUUUCAUUUUAUUUUUUACAUUGAGUUAAAUAGGAAUAGCUGGUUUAGGUGAUGUGACUAAGGAAGAUAACUUGGCGCACAGAAGACAGGUUAUAAGCCUAUCGCAUUCUUGGGUACAGAUUUCGCCAUGCGUGAGGUGGCCGCACUCUAGUGUUCGCUCUGCACUUACUGUGGUUUAGAAAAUUGACACUUGAAGCAUUCCACAGAAAUUUAAAAAAAAACCUGCUACUUGUCCUGCUCCUGUUAUUUGACUUGAUUGAAAUUGGAAAUAAAUAAAAACAAAAA